AUGCUGUCGCUCACGGCCGCAGUGCCCUCCUCCCCCUGCUCCUCCUCCUCCUCCCUGCUCUUCUUCCGUCGGAAGGGCUGCUGCGGGUUCCCCAGAUUCUUCUGCUCUUCCUCUCCUUCCCAGGAAUCGUCUCCCACGCUGCCGCCGCCGGAGAAACAGGCUCUUCGCGGCAACCAUGCCGGCGUUCGCCUGGAGGAGAGUGUGGAAAGGAGCACGACCAGGUCGAGGGUCGACGCGUGGAUCUCAUCUCGGAUUGGCGGCGUCAGCAGGGCCCGCAUUCAGGCCAGCAUCCGCUCGGGGCUCGUCUCGGUCAACGGCCGCACCAUCGAUAAGGUUGCCCGCACGCUCUCAUUUGCAGACUUCUGCUGAUUGACCUAAAUUUGAGGUGGAUAAUCAUCUCCAGGGAAGGAUUCCAUGAUUCUGCUUGAAACUCUUUCGCCUCAAUCUUACCAGGUUUCGCAUAUCAUCAAAUCUGGGGACAAGGUUAGCUGUACAAUCUCCGAGUUGCAACCCCUGAGAGCAGAGCCAGAAGAUAUACCUCUGGACAUAGUCUACGAAGAUGCCCACAUUCUCGUCGUGAACAAACCUGCAAAUAUGGUCUCUCCAUGCUCAAAUAACCAUUUUUCUUAGUCUUUUUCUGAGGCUCCCACUCUCUCAUUAUCUUCUUUCUGAUUCAUCUCCAGGUUGUUCACCCUGCUCCUGGCAAUGCAAACGGCACACUCGUGAACGCAAUUCUCCACCAUUGCAAGCUUCCAUCGAUUACCUGUUUGGACCAGAGCGCAGACUAUGGGGAGGAUGGUGGCUCUGACUCUUCUGAUGGAGAUUCUAGUGAUUUUUUCUCCAUUGAUGUGAUGUCUAGGAGCCUGGAGGCUUCUGUACGUCCAGGCAUCGUGCACAGAUUAGACAAAGGGACCAGCGGAUUGCUCGUUGUUGCCAAGGUUAGAGCUGCCCAAGCUUGGUUCUAGUCGCAUAUCUCUGUUUUUAUCGAAGAAAUAAGCUACCCAUGUGGAUUCGAUGCAUGUUCGUGUUGCAUGAUGGAAUAUAUCUCUUGUUGCUUUCACCAUACGCCCCUCGAAUAGCUUCUUUCUUCUGCUCUUUAAAGCUACUACCCAUUCUCUUAAUGUUCUUAGUCAGUCCCUCUCCUCUCCUCUGGUAUCUCCCCUGGUACAGUGAACAUCCACAUUAUUGAUGGCUUAUUUGGGUAAUUGUUUCUUAACUUGACUAUUUAAUGCGAUUUUAUACGGCUUCCCAUCGCUAAGGCUUUUGAGGUUUGAUCAACUGGAUGCUUGAAAGUGAUGAGGGAUUUCAUAGGCAUUGUUUUGUUCUGUGUUCCAACACGAUAAUUUUUUAAGCAUGACAAAUAAUGAUGCUGCAAAAAAGUCAACGUCUGUACGUUGAUAUUUUUAAUAUUUAGUAGAAGUUGAGAAAAUCAACGACCCAUCUGUUGUUUAUUUUUUUUAAUAAUUAUAAUUAGAGGUUGAUCUGUAAUUAACAGUUUGUUGAAAAAUGGAUAUGGCUAAAAAAAAUGAGUGUAAGCUUACUGAUAAAUUAGCUUAAUGGACUUUUUUUUUUCUCCAGAAAGUUGCAUAAGCACUCUCCAGCAUGAAAUGAUCGCAUUUAAAUCUGCUUAUAAUGACGCUGCGAAAAAGUCAACUUCUGUAUGCUAGUAAGAAAGUCAACUACCCAUUUGUUGUUUCUCGUUUUUAAUAACUGUAAUUAGCGGCUGAUCUAUAAUUAAUAGCUUCUUGAAAAAUGGACAUGGCUGAGAAAAAUGACUGUAAGUUUACAGAUAAAUUAGCCUAAUAAUGAUCGAAUUUAAAUCUGCUUAUAAUUUGUUCUUCUUGAUUGUAGGACGAACAUUCCCACGCUCACUUGGCCGAACAGUUCAAGGAGCAUUCAAUUCGCAGAGUAUACGUCAGUCUCACCUCUGGAACCCCUUCUUCGACCUCCGGCAGAGUAGAGGUUCCGAUUGCUCGUGACCCCAUCAAUCGGAUUCGAAUGACUGCUAUUUCUGGGCUAAGCAACGCCAGAGGCGCUCGCUUUGCUGCCAGUAGGUGAUAUGAGCUCCUUUUUCCCAUAUAUAUAUAUAUAUUUAUGAGUCUGUGUCGAUAUUUAUUCAUGUAUGAAAGGACCUUGGUUCUGGAUGAUCCAUGGAGGUAAGAUCCCUUCUUCUUCUUCUUUCUCUGGCCCACCGCUGACUUUGACUUAUUCAGGUACAAAGUGAUUCAAGUUCUUGCCGGGGGCGGCUCUGCUCUGGUGGAGUGGAGACUAGAAACGGGCCGAACACACCAGGUACUUACUUGGAGAGUUUCCAUUUCAGGUGGGAUCUGAAGGUAACGGGCUUUCUUCACUGCUCCUCUCAUGGCUUCCAAGCAGAUCCGCGUACACGCCAAGUACCUGGGGAUACCUUUACUGGGGGACGAGGUCUAUGGAGGGACCAAGAGCCUGGCUCUCUCCCUCCUGAGGAGCAGGAGCCCCUCUGCUCACCGUGCCAGGGUUGACCAGACGGUGUCCAAGCUGCAGAGGCCCUGCCUGCACGCCCUCUCACUCGGGUAAUUUGCCAUUUCCGGUAUGCGCUCGGCCUGGCGAUGUUCUUCCCGGCUGAAAGUCGUCGCUGAUCUUUCAGAUUCAGGCAUCCCCACACGGGAAAGGAGGCAAAUUUUUCUUGCCCACCUCCGUCAGACUUCUCAGAGAUCUUGAGGGACCUCCAGAGCUUCACUCCGGGUGAUCAUCGGAGUUGA
Spirodela intermedia is the source of this 2741-nucleotide messenger RNA. Lineage: Eukaryota; Viridiplantae; Streptophyta; Magnoliopsida; Alismatales; Araceae. The record is from the annotation of a GenBank genome assembly.